This is a messenger RNA of Copidosoma floridanum, 382 nucleotides long. RefSeq lists its product as uncharacterized. Lineage: Eukaryota; Metazoa; Arthropoda; Insecta; Hymenoptera; Encyrtidae. The record is from RefSeq and is a predicted model, not a curated record.
ACACCUAUUUUGAUUUUUGCAAAAUGAUUAACAAUCAGCAACGAAUCAUUUUGAAUACUGGUGAUACCAAUAUUCAUCAUCAACCCGUGUCUUCGAAGCCAUCAAUAGUAUCUGUGUCAAGCAUAGAUUCAGAUGUUAGUGAUCGACGUGAUAUUAGGGAAGCUUUGUACACGGGGAUCUUCAAGAGGCACAGGAAAACUAUUUUAGUACUUGGGAGCUUCCUUAAGAUGCUCAGGAAACACUCGGACAGAUUGCAUGCUAUGAAUCUAGUAUUUGUUCCGAUUGUCAUGAAAGUACACACGAACGUAGAACACAAGUAUUGGUGAAUCGUACAUUUUUUUAAAACAAAUUUAGUUAACAACAAUUCAUUUUUGUAACAAAU